Messenger RNA from Rubroshorea leprosula, 1932 nucleotides. NCBI's taxonomy places the organism in Eukaryota, Viridiplantae, Streptophyta, Magnoliopsida, Malvales, Dipterocarpaceae. The record is from the annotation of a GenBank genome assembly.
CCCAAUGGAUAUUACUCCUUCAUCUUCUUCGUUCCCGUGACCUAGCUACUCGUUGCCCAAAACCCACAAUUCAAAAUCAUUUAUAGAGUUCUCCCCUCACUCUGUUUUGGUGCCUAAAAAGAGCUUAUUCACUGCAGAUAUGCUGUUUGGUUACUUUUAGUUGCGGUGGGAUUUGUUGGUUUUUGGAAUUUUAGAUGCAAAUUUGUUGCUUGUUGAUAGAUAGUUUUGAGAAUUUUAUUUUUGUAGAAUAUACGCUUCAUUCUAAAUCUUUUUGGCUUUCUCUCUCUCUCUUUCUUUUUUUUCUUUAAUUCAUGUACUUCCAGGGUUUAGGGUUUUGUGCUUUCUGUCUCUGUUUAGUUUACACCUGCUAAUACUCAAUGCAAAAACCUCGAAAUUUUGAACUUCUCUUUGAAUUUGGCACCAAAAUCUUCAAAUUCUGCAAAACAGAUUUAUCUUCCAAAUUUCAGUUUUCUUUCGUGGGUUUAUAGUUUUGAUCUGUUUUUGAAAUGGGUUAUUUUCAAAUUUCAAUUUUUUUGAUGCCAGAGUUUCAAAUUUGAGAAUUUUUUUUUUCUUCUAAUUUUGCUUUCGGUUCCCGGAAAUGUCUUCGUUCUUAAUCCGCAGUGGCAGGACCUAUUCUCUGGACCUGGAAAUUGUAAAAUCACCGUCUACUUCACACAUAUCUUCACCUUCUUCAACGCUUUCAGAAUCCAGCAAUUCCCCACUCGCAAUCUCCACCCGGAAACCUCGAACCCCUCGAAAACGCCCCAAUCAGACCUACAACGAAGCAGCCGUCCUCCUUUCCACCGCUUACCCCAAUGUGUUUCCUCCCAAAACCCUCAUAAAACCUCAUAAAUUCACCAGCCCUCACGGUAAUUUCUUCGAUCAAUCGUCGGAAUUGUUGUUGCCUUUCCGCGUCAUCGACCAAGGCCACUACUCUGGUUUCUUGCCCCACCAUUACCAGCCAAUCGAAGAAAAAACCAAUAGCCUGAUUUUACCCUACAAGGUGGUGGAUUUUUGCUGUCAAGAAAUCGAUUCCGGUGUAAGCUCGGUGCAUCUCUGCUCUGAAUUGAACGAAGAAUUCGAUGCGGAAUCGAUUCUGGAUGAGAGAAUUGGGGAAGGUAUCGAUAGCAUCAUGGGGAAUCUCAGCGUUGACAACGAACAAGUGGAUGCAGACAAUGGUGGCAACAUGUAUGGAAAUUCGAUGGGAUUGGGAUUUGGCGGGAAAUUCGAAUUCCCGACCACGGGAGCGAGAGCUUGGAGACAUUCCGAUGAGGGGAAUUGGUGGAACUUUCCCACCGUCGACAUGCGUCAAAUUUCGCCCAGGAUUACCACCAACAAGGUCAAGAAAGAGAAGAAGAAGGAGGAGGAGGAGGAAAUAAAAGAUCCGGACGAGCCCAAAGAAAACCCGAAUCCACAGCAAAACACCGGAUUGCAGUUGAAAUUAAACUAUGACGAAGUGUUGAACGCUUGGUCGGAUCGCAGCUGCCCUUUCGCCGACGACGCUGAUUCACCCGGAAGCCAUGCCUCUGUGAGGCUGGCACAAAUGGAUUUAUUCUGGGAGGGUGGUGGAGGGGUGAGAGAGGCUAGCGAGUUGCGGUACAAGGCAAAAUUGCGUACGCAGCUCUUCUCUAAGAAGAUCAUCAGGUGUCAGGUCAGGAAAGCCAAUGCUGAUCGACGGCCCAGAAAUAGAAUGAAGGGGCGUAUUGUGAGGAGGCUAAAUUCUAGUGAGGACAGCUGAAGACAUGCUGCUUUAAUACAUCUGGUUUUCUCAUCUUAAAACCCUACACUAGAAACUGGGGGGUUUGAGAGAAAAAAGGCCACUAAGUUUUUGGAAGGACUUGUUUUUCUAUUUCUUCUUUUGUACCUUCGAUUAGAGAAUGGCUUGGAUUGUAGUUUUCUCCAUAGAAACCAAUACCCCUUUUAGCAAGAUUC